This is a messenger RNA of Hevea brasiliensis (rubber tree), 1044 nucleotides long. RefSeq names its product CASP-like protein 5B2. The record is from RefSeq and is a predicted model, not a curated record. The transcript has 3 exons. NCBI's taxonomy places the organism in Eukaryota, Viridiplantae, Streptophyta, Magnoliopsida, Malpighiales, Euphorbiaceae. Gene Ontology annotation, cellular component: membrane. The coding region runs from base 461 to 925 and encodes 154 amino acids.
GUUAAACGUUUCUUUUUACCUGUUUAAACUGAACAGUUGAACCGGUAUGCAGUGAGGCGGCCGUCUCUUUUAUCCAGGUGGGACGGACUGUCAGCAUAAAAGUAUAAGGUCCGCCGCCUCCGGGGCGGUGUCUUCUGACGUGAAGAACCUAAAAAUUCAUCGGUCACUGAACCAUUCCCAUCCUGGUAUGAAAAUCAUACCUUAACUCCGUCCCCUUUUCGCUUCCAAUCAAAACCCUAGCCACCACAAAAUAGUUGAUAAUGCUCUAGUUCUUAUAUUGCUACUUUCUUAAAAAUGGAACCAAGCUAAUAAUUUGCAUCGAUGGAGACAUUUUGAAAUCUAGGGUUACCUUUCUAUCAUUUUUCUAUUAGGGGGAGGGGUUCUUUUGAUCAAGAGAACGACCCUUUGAUCUGGGGAUAGAGAGAGAGAGAGAGAGAGAGAGAGAGAGAGAGAGGAGAAAAUGAAGGAAUUGAUAGGGAGUCCAGGAACUGUGAGUGGGCUAGUACUGAGAAUAGGGCAAUGUGCAUUUGCCGCUGCUUCUAUUGGAAUUAUGGCCUCUGCCAAUGGCUUCUCUCGCUACACCGCUUUCUGCUAUUUGAUUGCUUCAAUGGGGCUUCAAGUUCUGUGGAGCUUUGGACUUGCAUGUCUUGACGUUUAUGCUUUGGGGAGAAAGAGAGACCUUCUAAACCCUGUACUAGUGAGCCUCUUUGUUGUGGGCGAUUGGGUGACAUCUAUGUUAUCACUUGCAGCUGCAUGCUCAUCAGCAGGCGUUAUCGUUCUAUAUGCGAGAGACUUGAAUGUGUGUAAGUCUCAAACAAAUCUCCCAUGUAACAGGUUCGAGAUUUCCAUACUUUUUGGUUUCCUCUCAUGGCUUCUUAUUAGCAUAUCCUCUCAUGUGAUGUUCUGGAUCCUAGCCUCUUUCUAGAUAACUUAUGUGUCCUUGCUCUAGAUUUAGUGAAUACACAAAUGAUAUUAUUAUCUUUUGUUUCACAUGUAAAUUUUGGUUCCCCAACCCCGCUGUUGGAAUUUUCCUUUCCAUUGCUA